UCUUCUUCCUUCCUUUGCUCGGGCGCAGAAACGAAACCCUAGCUCGCCGGCGCGGCUCGUCUUCGUGGAGGCCCUUGUGGUGUUGCAGUUGCAGAGAGAGAGAGAGAGAGAGAGAGAGAGAGAGAGAUGGCGAAGUCUAUGAGAUCGAAGAGGGAGAAGAGGCUGAGAGCCAUCCGGAGGGAGAUCGUGGAGCCCUUCUACGACAACAAGGACGCCGCGAAGCUCGCCGCCCAGGAGGCCGCCCUCGCCGCUCCCAAGCUCCCCGUCCCCGCUCUCCCCAAUUCCAGUUCCGGUUCCAUGGAGGGCGCCGCCGCCGCCGCCUUCGCCGCCGCCACUUCUUCCAUGGAUGUAGAAAUGGCUGAUGGCAAUCAAAACAAGAGUUCCUUGAAGCCAGCUGGUGGUGUAGGGAAGAAAUCCAAGAGGAAAUUCAAGGUGGGUAAAAACAAGCGCCGCGGUAAGGGCAAUGUCAGGAGAAAGCGCAACAUUUGAACGCCCUUUGGAGGAAAAAUCGUCCCGUAUCGAAGGUUUUUUGGCUGACUGGACCUGGGAUAAGCUUUCCUAAUCCAAGGAUGAGGCUUACUUAUGCUGAGUUCAUAUGUUUUUAACAAUCUAGUAAUAGUGUGCAAAAAGUUUGGUGGGGAGAGUUAUGUAACCAAAAUGCAAUUUUGUCCCUAGUACUUGCAGAGUUUUUGUUAGAAUUAUGUAUCCUGAAUGAAAAAUGAGAAUUUCUACGUCUGUUGCAAUUUCUGUUAGUGGGUAUUCUUCUAAAGAAACUGGCAUACUAUCCCCUGUA
This is a messenger RNA of Syzygium oleosum, 793 nucleotides long. RefSeq lists its product as uncharacterized. The record is from RefSeq and is a predicted model, not a curated record. Bases 127 to 489 code for a protein of 120 amino acids. Lineage: Eukaryota; Viridiplantae; Streptophyta; Magnoliopsida; Myrtales; Myrtaceae. The transcript has 2 exons.